Messenger RNA from Kogia breviceps (pygmy sperm whale), 2496 nucleotides. The record is from RefSeq and is a predicted model, not a curated record. NCBI's taxonomy places the organism in Eukaryota, Metazoa, Chordata, Mammalia, Artiodactyla, Physeteridae.
UCUUAGCCCCUGGAAUGCGAGAGAGGUUCAGGGAGUUCCCGGAGUGGGGCCUAGAGGGAGCCACUGGUGGCGACCUUCCUAGGGUCCCUUUCCCUUCGUGGGGUGCUAUGGAGUUCCCAGAACACAGCCAGCAGCUGCUGCAGAGCCUCCGAGAGCAGCGGUCCCAGGGUUUCCUUUGUGACUGCACGGUGAUGGUGGGUAGCACCCAGUUCUUGGCCCAUCGGGCUGUGCUGGCCUCCUGCAGCCCAUUUUUCCAGCUUUUCUACAAAGAGCGGGAACUGGACAAGAGGGACCUGGUGUGUAUCCACAACGAGAUUGUCACAGCUCCAGCCUUUGGGCUGCUUCUGGACUUUAUGUAUGCUGGCCAGCUGGUCCUGAGGGGGGAUACCCCUGUGGAGGAUGUGCUGGCAGCUGCCAGCUACUUGCACAUGAAUGAUAUUGUCAAAGUGUGUAAGCGGCGGCUGCAAGCCCGGGCCCUGACAGAGGCGGAUAGUACCAAGAAGGAGGAAGAAACCAACUCACAGCACCCUAAUUUGGAGUUUUUGUCCAGCACUUCCCGUGGCCCCCAACCUUCGUUGGCAUCUGCAGAGACAUCAGGCCACUGGGGCAAAGGGGAAUGGAAAGGCUCAGCAGCUCCCUCACCUACUGUCUGUCCUCCAGAUGAGCCACCGAUGCCGGCUGGGGCUGAUACUACACAGCCUGGCGUGGAGGUUGACUCACCGCAUCUGCGGGCACCUCCUCCACCAGUGGCUGAUGUCUCUCUUGCCAGCCCCAGUAGCUCCACAGAGACCAACCCUGCAAACUACUUCUCUUCGGGCCUCCCAACGGUUUCAGUGGAGCCACUGGCUCCCCUUGAUGUGGUUUCUGAGAAUCUGAGGGUGGUGGAACCAAGGGGAACUGGAGGACCACUGCAAGGCUUCUAUCCCCCAGCUUCGGCUGCCGUCCCAGUCCCAGCCCCAGUUCCAUCCCAGGCUCCAGCCCCAGCAGAAGCGGAGCUGGUCCAGGUGAAAGUAGAAGCUAUCGUGAUUUCUGAUGAGGAGCCCGAUGCCUCGGAGGAACAGCCUCGGGGUCCUGAGGGACUCUUCCAACCUGGAGGAGCAAUGUAUGGUGAACAGCCCCCCCAGCCAGAGGCCUUUGAAGAGCCAAGGGCAGCGGGACUGGAGGAGGUGGGGGCCAGUGACCACUUCCUUCCGCCAGAUCCUCACCUACCAUACCAUUUGCUGCCAGGUCCAGGGCAGUAUCAUCGAGGACUGGUGACCUCACCCCUGCCUGCUCCACCCGCCCUGCACGAGCCACUCUACCUGCCUUCUGAGUAUGAAGCAGCCCCAGGAAGCUUUGGGGUUUUUACUGAGGAUGUUCCCACUUGCAAGACAUGUGGGAAGACCUUCUCAUGUUCUUACACACUACGGCGCCAUGCCACAGUGCACACGCGUGAGCGACCCUACGAGUGCCGCUACUGCCUGCGCAGCUACACGCAGUCAGGGGACCUGUACCGCCACAUCCGCAAGGCUCACAACGAGGACCUGGCCAAACGCAGCAAACCGGAUCCAGAGGCUGGGCCCCUCCUGGGAGUGCAGCCCAUCCCUGGCUCCCCGACAGCAGACAGACAGAACAGCAGUGCUGGAGGGCCGCCCAAGGAUUUUGUACUUGGCCCCAAAAACUAACAUCUGUUGAGAGCACGCCCUGAUGCUAGGCCUGCUCUUGCCACCAUUAGGGGGCACCACAGAAGGUGGGAAGCAUCUCAUUUCCCCUGCUGGGGACAGAGUGAAGAUUCUGCCCAGGCUGUAGGUUCCUACCCUUUUCUUUUCCCAGCCAGAUAGCUGGACUUCAUGGGGCAUCGCAUCUCAGUCAACUCCUCACCAAGGGUACUGGGAAUUUUCCUGAGGUGUAAUUGCUUCUCACUCUGCAUUUGGACCCAUAAAGCUAGCAGGGAAAAGUAUCUCUCUGAACUGGUCUUGGCUGGUUUCUUCCACGAACCUGCACUCCUGCUGAUUCUUUCACAGCUCUCCUCCAGACCUUCUAGGAAUCUGAUACCUGUACUUGGGGUAGGGGUGAGGGUCAGGUUGUUUAUGAGGAAAAAAGUGAGAGAGGCAGAGGGCAGUGUAGACUUAGGAAAAGUGUACAAAUUAGGGAAUUUCACACAAUUAUGGUUUAUUGUUGUAGUUGAGCUCCUCCUGUGUCCUGGGACGUACUGGGGACUUCACAUAAAUACUUAUUUAACCCUCAACAACUUUAUGAGGUAUUAUCCCUCUCCCCGCAUUUUUCCCCACAGACAAGGAAACUUGAGACUGAACAAUCAACCUUAACUUGUUCUAGGUCACAGAGCUAGUUAAGGGACAAGCCAGAAUUUGAACCCUGGCUUAUGACUUCGGAUACCAUGCUGGUUUAAAACACUGUUGAAGAUGGUCAACUUUGAACUAGAAGUUGUCUUCUUUUUUGACCUUUUGAGUGUUUGGUUUUGUUGCCUUACCCCUUUCCCUCUGCUUUCCAUGUCGA